Messenger RNA from Oncorhynchus tshawytscha (Chinook salmon), 987 nucleotides. RefSeq names its product pituitary adenylate cyclase-activating polypeptide type I receptor-like. The record is from RefSeq and is a predicted model, not a curated record. NCBI's taxonomy places the organism in Eukaryota, Metazoa, Chordata, Actinopteri, Salmoniformes, Salmonidae. Gene Ontology annotation, molecular function: peptide hormone binding; G protein-coupled peptide receptor activity; vasoactive intestinal polypeptide receptor activity. Gene Ontology annotation, biological process: adenylate cyclase-modulating G protein-coupled receptor signaling pathway; cell surface receptor signaling pathway. Bases 1 to 987 code for a protein of 328 amino acids. Gene Ontology annotation, cellular component: plasma membrane; neuron projection. The transcript has 9 exons.
AUGAACCCAACUGGUUCUCUAUGGACCCAACUGGUUCUGAAGCUCCACUGUACCAGGAACUAUAUCCAUAUGAACCUGUUCGUCUCCUUCAUGCUGAGAGCUAUCUCUGUGUUCAUCAAGGACGGGGUUCUGUACACUCAGGAGGAAGAAAACCACUGCUUCAGACACACCGUGGAGUGUAAAGCAGUCAUGGUAUUAUUCCACUACUGUGUGAUGUCCAACUACUUCUGGCUGUUCAUCGAAGGCCUGUACCUCUUCACCCUGCUGGUCCAAACCUUCUUCCCAGAGAGGCGGUACUUCUACUGGUACACCGUGGUAGGGUGGGGUACUCCCACCAUUUGUGUAACUGUCUGGGCUGCCCUGAGGCUUCACUUUGACGACACAAGUUGCUGGGAUACCAACAACACCACUGCCCUCUGGUGGGUGAUCAAGGGACCUACGGUCGUCUCCAUCAUGAUCAACUUUGUCCUGUUUAUUGGGAUCAUAGUCAUUCUGGUCCAGAAGCUGCAGUCGCCUGACAUCAGAGGGAAUGAGUCCAGUAUCUACCUGCGUCUGGCUCGGUCCACCCUUUUACUCAUCCCCCUCUUCGGGAUCCACUACACUGUGUUUGCCUUCUCACCAGAGGACGUCAGCAAGAAGGAGAGGCUGGUGUUUGAGCUGGGCCUGGGAUCUUUCCAGGGUUUUGUUGUGGCUGUCCUCUACUGUUUCCUCAAUGGAGAGGUGCAGUCUGAGAUCAAGAGGAAGUGGCGUAGCUGGAGGGUACCGGUACUUUACCGUGGAUCUGAAGCAUCAGCAGCGCCACCCAUCCCUGGUCAGCAGUGGUGUCAACGGGGAACACAGCUCUCCAUGCUCAGUUCCAAGAGCUCCUCCUGCCCACAGAUUGCAUGGUGGGCCCCCUGGCCGAGACACCGUCCACACUCAACCUGCCCACCUGAUUGUCUCAAACCCCUGGCCGAGACACCGUCCACACUCAACCUGCCCACCUGA